GAGGGCGGGACCGGGCGCGGGAGUAUAUAAGCCGCCGCCCCGCCAGCUGCUGCGUUCGUCGCGCUGAGGCUUUGAAGUGCGGUGUGGUUUCUGCAGUUCCGCACACCGGUGACGAUGGCAUCAGAUGAGGGCAAGCUGUUCGUCGGAGGGCUGAGCUUUGAUACCAACGAGCAGUCGCUGGAGCAGGUCUUCUCCAAGUACGGGCAGAUCUCCGAAGUGGUGGUGGUGAAAGACAGAGAAACGCAGAGGUCCAGAGGCUUCGGCUUUGUGACAUUUGAAAACAUAGACGAUGCGAAGGAUGCGAUGAUGGCCAUGAAUGGGAAGUCUGUAGAUGGCCGUCAGAUCAGAGUUGAUCAAGCUGGAAAAUCAUCAGAGAACAGAUCCCGAGGCUACAGAGGGGGAUCCACCGGGGGCAGGGGCUUCUUCCGUGGGGGCAGAGGUCGGGGCCGUGGCUUCUCCAGAGGAGGAGGAGAGAGAGGCUACGGCGGGAGCAGAUUUGACUCCAGAAGUGGAGGAUAUAAUGGCUCCAGAGACUACUAUAAUAGCAGCAGGAGUCAAGGAGGCUAUGGAGACAGGUCUUCAGGAGGGUCCUACAGAGACAGCUACGACAGUUACGCUACACACAACGAGUAAAAAUCCUUCCUGACUCAAGAUCGUCCUUCCAAUGGCUGUAUUUAUAAAGAUUUUUGGAGCUUCGCUGAAAUCGUUAUUGUGUAGUACAUCUACUUGUAUUUUCACUUUUGUAGUAUUAUCAGUUCUAAUCUUGUCAAACACAGCCUGACAGCUUCUGAUACGAGAUGGUCUGAUUAGACUUUUCUUUAAGAAAGCUCUGCUUUCGAGUGUUUUUAAUCUUUUUUGAAAGCACUUCAGAUUUUAUUUUACACUUCAUGAUGAGCCAAGGUGUUUUUUCUUUUUAAAGUCGUGAAGUUGGGGCCCCAAUUCAGUUUCUUUUGAGAUAGAAAGGACCUUUAAUUCAACGUUCACUAGAAGCUGAACAAGCUGUGGACUUUUUUUUAAGUGCAUUACCUUCGUCUUUUGUAACAUUCCUUUAGUGUAGCAAGGUAGGAAUGCAGCCUGGGUACAAAUUGGAAGGCAAACCACCUUGAUAUAUCUAAAGAGAAACUUGCUUGUAUGUUCAACCUGCAUAACGGUAUUUUUACUGUUGUAACGAUGUAAAUUACCCAGAAAUAGACUUGCAAACUUACCAUAAAAGAGGUUCUUGAAAAUGUUUAUUUAUAUUGUCCUUUUUUACUGGAAGAAAUAUGCAUAUUCCAUUGAUAUUGUAUUUGAAGUGGUAAAGGAUUCUUGUAUACAGUUUUCUUUGGCUUUACGAAGCCUAUUAAAAGACCGUCUGAAAUGAA
Messenger RNA from Meleagris gallopavo (turkey), 1361 nucleotides. RefSeq names its product cold inducible RNA binding protein (gene CIRBP). The record is from RefSeq and is a predicted model, not a curated record. NCBI's taxonomy places the organism in Eukaryota, Metazoa, Chordata, Aves, Galliformes, Phasianidae. Gene Ontology annotation, molecular function: RNA binding.